AGUCAUUCACUCUGUUGAACUGUGGUGGAAGCAGUGAGGUGUCACCUAUUGAGAUGGACACAGUAUCCAAUACACUGAAGUCACAGGACUCAAAUUUCAUACAUGUUCAAAGGAGGAGGACGACCUGGCAGAGGUUCGCGGGGAGAGGAGAAAGACCUGGGACGACGAGUUUGUCCUGAAGUGAAGCGACAGUUCUCCGCCCUCAUCCCGGCCUUUGACCCCAGACCGGGUCGCACUAAUGUCAAUCAGUACCAGGACUUCAAAAUCCCAGCUCCUGGUACAGAGCCUGCACAAUCUAGUGACAGUUUGGAUCAGAACGGUCAGCCCAAGAUUGUCCUGUACAUCAAAGCUCCUUGUCUGCCAGGGAUGGAGAACAUUGAAGUUUGCCUGGGGUCAGAGACCAGUUGUAUCUUUAAGUACAUCCAGAAAUUGUUAGUCCACGGCAUGUCAGGAAACAGGAACGAGAGGAUACAGAGAAUUUGGGAACCGACUUACACAAUUGUAUACAGAACUUUGAAAGAAGGAGAAACAAGACAAGACCUGGAGAAAAUAACUGACUCGAUGCACUCCCAGACCGGUGCCCAGUCUGAUGCUAACACGUACCAGAUUCUGAGUGAGUGGGACGUCCCCCGCAGUAACGACCCGGCGGCCUGUACCAUCGACCACGUACUACAGCUCCUACAGAGACUGUACGCCAUCUCCAUGGAACACAGUCAGAAUAUGCAGCUUAACGAGAAGAAGGGUGUACAACUGAAUGUUCCGGCAGAAGAAUUUGUCUCCAAAAAGAUGACCACCAAACUGAAUCAACAGACACAGGAUCCUUUGGUGUUGGCCAGUAAUGCCCUUCCUGACUGGUGUGAACAGCUGACCACGUCCUGCCCUAUGUUGUUCUCUGUAGAUACACGACAACUCUAUACUUCACCUGUACAGCAUUUGGAACCUCUAG
Saccostrea cuccullata (small rock oyster) is the source of this 946-nucleotide messenger RNA. Its product is annotated as E3 ubiquitin-protein ligase Ufd4-like. The annotation marks the transcript as partial. Lineage: Eukaryota; Metazoa; Mollusca; Bivalvia; Ostreida; Ostreidae. Gene Ontology annotation, biological process: anatomical structure development; protein K63-linked ubiquitination; proteasome-mediated ubiquitin-dependent protein catabolic process. Gene Ontology annotation, cellular component: nuclear speck. Gene Ontology annotation, molecular function: ubiquitin protein ligase activity. The record is from RefSeq and is a predicted model, not a curated record. The transcript has 8 exons.